CUCACGGCAAUUAACAACAAUACAUCUAUUCUGAUAAGUGUACUAAGUUCAGAGGUCCAUACAGCGCUCGCGACAGGUCUUUUCCUGAUUGUAUCGGUGAUGAGCGACUCUCACGAGGGGAGUGUACCCCUUUACAUACUGUCGCCCUACAGUCAUGAAUGAACCAUUUCGAUGACCAUCAUAUGAUUAGACGUGAGCAAGCGGAGCGGAGCGGGCGACCCACGUGUCGCGACGUCAAACAUAGACAUGUCGGCCACUUCCGGCGCCAUGUGCAGGAAGUUCACGGUAUAACUCUGCGGUCAUCAGAGCAAGUCCACCAGAGGCGACACCGCAAGGCGAAGCGGCGGCGCAUGGUUAAAGGCAACUGUCAAUUCUAGCAUAGAACCCAAUCUCAAGCGAUGUAUAUUUACUUUAAAUAGACUGUACCUUGUGGAAGAAGUAGGGCGUUGCAUAUUCCAUGAAGUGCCGAAAUGGUUCGUAUUUAGAC
This is a messenger RNA of Fusarium redolens, 487 nucleotides long. RefSeq lists its product as uncharacterized. The coding region runs from base 159 to 377 and encodes 72 amino acids. The transcript has a single exon. The record is from RefSeq and is a predicted model, not a curated record. Lineage: Eukaryota; Fungi; Ascomycota; Sordariomycetes; Hypocreales; Nectriaceae.